AUGCUUCCUCAGCAGAUCAGCCGCACCUUUCGAAAUGCGGGGUGUCUUGAACGCGCACUACCGGUAUCACGGUUGAAACUGGAGCUUAAUCCAACAGUACCGAGUCUCAGACGGCCUCAUGCGACGGGUCAAGGAUCUCAUCAGUCAGCUGGCUUGUUGAUACGCCCUAGUCGAGGUCUCCAUAGCACCAGUUAUUUCAACAACACCGCCGAUGACAUGACGCUAUCCAACGGUCUUCCCAGAUCCAAGGCAUCUAAGGCGCACGCCACCGCGCAUGUAAAGGAGGUUAUCACGCCUGAGCUGCUUGAAAGGCUCCGUAGGUUUUGGUUUAAGCACUUGAACUCCGAAGAAGCUUUCAUCUUGCCGCAGAAGAAUCAGUUGGGACGCUGGUUCUUCUCUGAUGCGGACUUUGAUGAAGCCUGCGUGAGAAAGUUUCGCCCCGCCCUUGAAGCUAUUAAAUCAGCGCGAGCGACGGCAAAGGAUAUCAUUGCCAUCGUAAGGCCCAUCACGCCACUUCAAUGGUUGAGCCUCGUGCUGCUCCUGGACCAGAUUCCGCGUAACUGCUAUCGUGGUGCAGAAUCCUCCGUUGUCUUCAAAGUCUUCGACCCGAUCGCUCUUGAAAUCGCCAAUCAUGCCCUCAAAGCUGGUGCAGCAACGCAUUCCCGUACCAAGUAUCGGGUGGCUUACCGCAUGUGGUUCUACCUCCCACUGAUGCACUCGGAAGAUCUUGCCCUACACGACUUGGCGGUUGAGCAUUAUCAAGAGAUGAAGCAAGACUUUGAAGAGCUCAUGGCUGCUGACGGAGCAGCUGGUGAUGACGAUCAGAGGAAAUGCUGGGGAGUGCUCGCAGUCCAGAAAGAAACGGCGAGGGACUUGUUGGAAACUAACUAUGACUUUGAGAUAAAGCACCGUGAUAUUAUUGCCCAAUUUGGGAGAUACCCUCAUCGCAAUUACGUAAUGCACCGCGAGUCAACUCCGGAAGAAGAGAAGUACUUGAGAACUGGCGGGGAGACGUUUAGCGGUGGAAGAUAG
Colletotrichum truncatum is the source of this 1032-nucleotide messenger RNA. RefSeq lists its product as uncharacterized. The record is from RefSeq and is a predicted model, not a curated record. NCBI's taxonomy places the organism in Eukaryota, Fungi, Ascomycota, Sordariomycetes, Glomerellales, Glomerellaceae. Gene Ontology annotation, molecular function: protein binding.